This is a messenger RNA of Lathyrus oleraceus (garden pea), 1703 nucleotides long. RefSeq names its product auxin-responsive protein IAA8. Bases 245 to 1285 code for a protein of 346 amino acids. The record is from RefSeq and is a predicted model, not a curated record. NCBI's taxonomy places the organism in Eukaryota, Viridiplantae, Streptophyta, Magnoliopsida, Fabales, Fabaceae. Gene Ontology annotation, cellular component: nucleus. Gene Ontology annotation, biological process: regulation of DNA-templated transcription. The transcript is spliced from 8 exons.
CUAUCCACUCCGAAUAACUUUUGGUUUUUCCGUCUUAACACUUCACAACACUUCAUUCAUUUCUAAAACCUUUUGUUGCUUUCUGCUUAAUGGAAGGAACUUAAUCUUCUCUCUCUUUCUCACUCUUUUGUUUAAGCAUUUUUCUGCGAACUUCUCAAUAAUCGAUUUUCUCUACUUGUUCUGAUCUCUACCAAACAUUCCUUAGAUUGUGUAUUGAACUGUGGUUUUAAAGUUUGUUAGUGUGAUGUCUCCGGCUGUGGUUGUUACGGAGGAGGAAGGGCGGAGCAAACUGUCAUCGACGGUGGUUUCUGCGUCUGCACAAUCCUUAGACCGAUUCUCUCAGAAUGGUGUUGUUGAUUUGAAAGAACGGAAUUACCUGGGGUUGUCUGAUUGUUCAUCAGUGGACAGUUGUGAUUCAACUCUCCCAAGCUUGUGUGGUGAGAAAAAGGGGAAUUUGAAUUUGAAGGCUACUGAGUUGAGGUUGGGUCUUCCUGGAUCUCAAUCACCUGAAAGGGAUUCAGAUUUUUACUCAACGAAGCUUGAUGAGAAACCACUGUUCCCUUUGCUUCCUGCAAAAGAUGGAAUGCAGAAAACUGUUGUUUCGGGCAACAAGAGAGGGUUUGCUGAUACCGUGGAUGGGUUUUCUCAGGGGAAGUUUAAUGUUAGUACAGGGAUUAACGUGAUGCUGUCGCCUAGACCUGUUGGAGCACAGCCUAACACAGUGAAAGAAAUACCAAGUAAGGUGUUGCAGGAAAGGCCUUGUGCCGCUAGAGGAACUGGACUUAAUCAUGCAGGUGCUGCAUCUAUCGGUGCACAGGCACCAGCUUCUAAGGCACAAGUUGUUGGUUGGCCUCCUAUAAGAUCAUUUAGGAAAAACUCCAUGGCCACUGCUUCCAAGAACAACAACGAUGAAGUGGAUGGAAAACCAGGUCCCACUGCACUCUUUGUGAAGGUCAGUAUGGAUGGUGCUCCCUAUCUUAGGAAGGUUGAUCUAAGAACUUAUACAGCAUAUCAGGAACUAUCCUCUGCCCUUGAGAAGAUGUUCAGCUGUUUUACCCUAGGUCAGUGUGGUUCCCACGGAGCUCCAGGAAGAGAAAUGUUGAGUGAGAGCAAGCUAAGGGACCUUUUGCAUGGUUCAGAAUAUGUUCUCACCUAUGAAGAUAAAGAUGGAGACUGGAUGCUUGUAGGGGAUGUACCAUGGGAGAUAUCGGGCCUUGGAUUGGAGGACACAUGUGCAUGCUCUUCUAAAUCACCGGAAUGUUCAUUGAUACUUGCAGAAGGCUGAAAAUCAUGAAGGGUUCUGAUGCCAUUGGCUUAGCUCCAAGGGCCGUGGAAAAGUCCAAAAGCAGGAAUUAGAGGGUGCCUGGGCCUACCUUUGUCCAACCUACUUUUACUGCAUGAACCAAGGACUGUAAAAAGCAAAGGAUUAUGACUAAUUCCCUGGCAUUAGCAGUUAAACGGAUUUCAAGUGUUAUUUAUUGUUACGCCCCUGAAAAGUUUGUUAUAUUUGUUACCACUAUAAUAUCUUGUGAAAUUGCCUUCUAAUAUUAGUUUUUGUGGAGUUUGUAUCAUUAUAGGGAAACCUGUUUGUUUGGAAGAAUUGAACGUCUGUUACAUGUUACACAGCCAACUUUGCUACUAACAUUGUUCGGACUCCACCUCUUCUCUUCUUCCUAAUCAUGAACAACAUUUUUUCGUGUGCA